CUCUCCCACGCAACCCCUACGGAAAAAAAUAACCUCUCCCCGGCAAAAGGGAAAAGAAAAGGGAAACAGAUCGAACCCUCUCGUCGGCAUUUCGCCGAGCACACGGCAUGCUGUCGCUCCGGCGCGUCCUCCGCCUCCCCGUGCCCUCCUCCUGCGGCCCCCGCCGCCUCCUCUCAUCCCACCGCCGUGCUCCGUCGCACCCGACUGCGGCCACCGGCGACGACGAGUGGAACGACGCGUGGGAGACCGCAUGGCUCCCGGGCGACUCCCCCGCCUCCUCCCCGGCACCCGCCGCGCCGUGGGAGUCCCCCACCUCGGAAGCCGCCGCGGCCACCGUCCCGGCCGUAUCCGCCGAGGUGGACCCUGACACCAAGGCCUUCGUCGCCGACAUGGACGAGCGCUGGGCCGAGCGCCGCGCCGCGACGAGGCGGCCGCGCGCUCCUCCUCGCCCCGCGGCCGCCGAGGGAGGGGGCGGCGCCGGGGCGAAGAAGGCAGGGGCGGACGAGUACAGGACGAGGAAGCAGCGCGUGCACGCUGCGCUUUGGGUCAAGGAGAUCGACAAGAUGGAGGAGGCGCGCCUCGGCGGCGGCGGUGGCCGUGGCGCGGCCGACGACAUCGACCGGCUUCUCGACUCGUGCUCGGAGAUCUUCGAUUCCGGCAACGCUGAUUUUGGCGAUCCGAAGAUUCCAAGAACCGGCGAGAUCAAAACCAAGCCGGAUGGUUGGGAGACUACCUCGAGGGGUCAGGACGGUAACAUAUGGGAGAUCUCACAGCGCGAGGAGGACAUCCUUCUCCAAGAAUUUGAGAGGCGCAUUGCUUUCAGCAAACAGCAGAUUGCUAGCUUCAUCAAAACUCACAUAUUUAGUCGAAGGCGGCCUGUCGACGGAUGGAAGUACAUGAUUGAAGAAAUCGGCCCCAACGCAAGGAAAGGGAAGGGGAGCGUACAGAGGCUGCCAAGUGUGACUGAUCCGGCUACGCAGCCGUUCAGGGAGGAGUCGCCUGCAAUUGCCUCUGCUGGUGGUUCCUCCUCUGGUCCUCCCCCCUUCAGAGGAAACCGACAUUACUGAUGUUCAGUAUGCAUGCAAUCCCCUACCGAUUUUCAUUGCACACAUCCAGGCUUUGUGGCUCCAAAAGUGCACUGGUGGCUAGAUUCCUUGUGGAGAAACUGUGUAUUUUCUGGAUCAUAUAUGCUUCCUUUGUGCACUGAUGCACUGCUUUUGAAGUACAUAGUUUUUGCAAA
Molecule: messenger RNA, 1240 nt
Organism: Aegilops tauschii subsp. strangulata
Lineage: Eukaryota; Viridiplantae; Streptophyta; Magnoliopsida; Poales; Poaceae
Product: protein GAMETE CELL DEFECTIVE 1, mitochondrial
Source: RefSeq, a predicted model, not a curated record